Messenger RNA from Ustilaginoidea virens, 615 nucleotides. RefSeq lists its product as uncharacterized. NCBI's taxonomy places the organism in Eukaryota, Fungi, Ascomycota, Sordariomycetes, Hypocreales, Clavicipitaceae. The coding region runs from base 1 to 615 and encodes 204 amino acids. The record is from RefSeq and is a predicted model, not a curated record. Gene Ontology annotation, molecular function: FMN binding; NAD(P)H dehydrogenase (quinone) activity. The transcript is spliced from 3 exons.
AUGGCCCCAAAAAUUGCCAUUGUUUAUUACUCGAUGUACGGCCACAUUAGGCAGCUAGCCGCGGCCGAAAAAAAGGGUGUUGAAAAAGCUGGCGGUACUGUCGAUAUGUACCAGAUCCCCGAGACUCUCACAGAUGAAGUUCUGGCAAAGAUGCAUGCGGGCCCCAAGCCAUCUGAUGUCCCCGUGCUGGACAAUCCUGCUCUUCUUCAACAGUAUGAUGGCUUUCUUCUCGGCAUACCCACCCGAUACGGUAACUUCCCUGGCCAGUGGAAGGCUUUCUGGGACAAAACAGGUGGCAUCUGGGCAUCUGGUGGAUAUCAUGGCAAGUAUGCUGGCAUCUUUGUGUCUACUGGCAGCCCGGGCGGUGGCCAGGAGUCUACCGUUAUUGCAGCCAUGUCUACUUUGGCCCAUCACGGAAUCAUCUAUGUCCCUCUCGGUUACGCCAAGGCUUUCCCUCAGUUAACCGACAUGAGUGCGGUGCGUGGCGGUAGUCCUUGGGGCGCCGGCACCUUUGCCGGUGGUGACGGAUCACGCCAGCCAAGCGCCCUCGAGCUCGAAAUAGCGAGUAUUCAGGGCGAGAGUUUUUGCCAAACCCUGGCAAAAGCUACCGGCUGA